UUUAUAAAAAAAAAAGAAAAAAAAAAGUCAACUUUUUUGACCGAUAUUGGCCGAUAUUGACCGACAUUUGACCGAAACGAUAAGUUCAGCCGAUAACCCAUAUAUCGUAUCAGUUGAAGGCCGAUAUCCGAUAUAUCACCGAUAUAUCGACCGAUAUGGCCGAUAUUUGCAACCAUGCCCAAGACUUUAGACUUCUUUGUCAAACUCAAUGAUGACUCUGAAGUACUAGUAUUAGGAAUUUGGGAUCUGAUGGCAAGUUCAAGGCAAUCAUUCAUUGAGGGCGAGGAUGAAGGAAAGGAGAGUCAAGUAGAUUCUGUUUUCAUGCAGUUGAAGGAAGCUGUUGCUGCCAACCCGGACGAUCCAUCUGCCCAUUUCAAUCUCGGUUUGCUCUUCUGGAAGCGGAUUGGAGAAGAAGCCAAGGAAAAAGCAGCAGAGCAUUUUGUGAUUGCAGCAAAACUCAACCCUCAAGAUGCAAAUGCUUUUAGGUAUUUGGGUCAUUACUAUAGCAAAGUUUCAGUUGAUAAACAAAGAGCUCUCAAAUGUUAUCAAAGAGCUCUCACACUUUCUCCUCAAGAUUCCGAAUCUGGGGAAUUGAUGUGUGACUUGUUGGACAAAGAAGGAAAAGAGAGCUUAGAGAUUGCCGUUUGUCGUGAAGCUUCAGGGAAGUCGCCAAGAGCGUUUUGGGCUUUUCGCAGACUAGGUUUUUUGCAGGUCCAUCAGAAAAAAUGGUCUGAAGCAGUUCAAAGUCUUCAGCAGGCCAUUAGAGGAUAUCCUACGUCUGCUGAUUUAUGGGAGGCUUUAGGUCUUGCCUAUCAGCGAUUGAGUAUGUUCACAGCAGCUAUUAAGUCAUAUGCUCGAGCUAUUGAGUUGGAAGAGUCAAGAGUAUUUGCCUUGAUUGAGAGCGGAUAUGUCUUCUUGAUGCUUGGUUCACACCGAAAGGGAGUUGAGCAGUUUCAGAAAGCUUUACAGAUAUCAUCUGAAAAUGUAGCCGCACACUAUGGGCUUGGAUGUGGGCUUCUUGAGUUAUCAAAGGAAUGUAUAAGUUCAGGUGCAUUUAAAUGGGGAGCUUCAAUAUUAGAGGAGGCAUCAAAUGUCACAAACACUGGUACAUGUUUGGCCAAAAAUGUUUCAUCCAUGUGGAAGUUGCAUGGUGAUAUUCAGCUUACAUAUGCAAAGUGUUUCCCGUGGAUGGAUGAAGACAUUAUCUUAGAAACAAAUGAGAAAGCUUUGACUGCUUCCAUAUAUUCAUGGAAAAAUACCUGUUCUUCAGCUGCACUUUGUGCCAGACGUUCCUAUCAACAAGCUCUGCAUUUGGCUCCAUGGCAAGCUAACAUCUACACAGAUAUUGCUAUCACAAUAGAUGUCAUAAACUCUUUUAAAGAGGAGGAGAAUCAUGACCUUAUCAAAAGGAAGUUACCUGAGAAAAUGAUUCUAGGGGGAUUAUUACUUGAGAGUCAUAAUAAUGAGUUCUGGGUUGCAUUGGGAUGCUUAUCACAUCAUGUGGAGUUGAAACAACAUGCUUUUAUCAGGUCACUACAGUUGGAUGUCUCAUUAGCUGCUGCUUGGGCAUAUCUUGGGAAGUUGUACAGAGAGCAAGGUGAAAAGAAAUUGGCCCAAGAUGCAUUUGAUCGUGCCAGGAGUAUUGAUCCUUCGCUUGCAUUACCGUGGGCAGGCAUGUCAGCUGAUAUGUCCAUUAGGGAAAUCAAGGCAGAUGAAGCUUAUGAUUGUUGUUUACGUGCAGUCCAGAUACUGCCGCUUCCAGAAUUUCAGAUGGGUCUUGCAAAGCUUGCUCUGCUUUCUGGUCAACUUUCGUCUUCGGAGGUAUUUGGACCCAUACGCCAAGCCUUGCAUCAUGCACCACAAUAUCCCGAAUGUCACAAUCUUCUUGGUCUUGUUUGUGAGGCCCGAUGCGAUUAUCUAUCUGCUAUUACCUCUUAUAGGUUAGCACGUUGUGCAGUCAACACUUCCUCUCGUGACACUCAAAAACUUCUUGAUAUAUCUUUAAAUUUGGCAAGGACAUGCUGUAAGGCUGGUAGAGCUUAUGAAGCGGUGCAAAUAUGUGAAGAAUUAAAGAAAAAAGGUGUUCUUGACCGGGAGGGUUUGCAUAUAUAUGCUUUAUCUUCAUGGCAACUUGGCAAAAAUGAUCAGGCUUUGUCUGUUGUGAGAAUUCUAGCUGCUAGUGUCAAAUCAUUGGAACCAAAGUUGGCAUCCACCUCCAUAAGUUUCAUAUGUAGAAUGCUUUAUUACAUUUCUGGACGGGAAGCAGUGAUGGCAAGCAUUCUGAAAAUGCCCACAGAUUUAUUCAAAAGUUCAAAAGUUAGUUUUGUGGUAUCUGCCAUUCAUAUUUUGGCUCAAAGCAAUCAGCUUGAGCAAGUUGUGGCCAAUAGUCGAUCUUCCUUAUCAAAUCAUGAUGAAAUUACUGGAAUGCAUUUUUUAAUAACACUAAGUAAAUUGGUAAAAAGUGGUUCAGAGGAUCAUUUGGGAGUUCAGAAUGGGAUAAAUCACCUUACGAAAACUCUACAUAAAUACCCUAAUAGUUAUCUGUUAAGGAACUUUCUGGGAUAUCUUUUAAUCUGUAGUAAUGAACAGAAAGAUACUCACUUGUCUACUAGAUGUUUCACUGUGAGAAAUACUCCUUCAGAGUGUCCCAAGGAAGAGAGUUUAAGACGUGCACCUGAGAUCCUUGGUGCCAGUGCUGUUGCCUGCUAUACAACCGGCAAUCUAAACUAUAAAUACUCUUUUCCUUCUUGUAAAAACCAAUCAACACAUCAGCAUGGAUCUCUUAAAUUAAUGCAAAGGUGGUACCAUCAAGAACCAUGGAAUAAAAAUGCAAGAUACCUGCUAAUUCUUAACUAUAUUCAGAAAGCACGUGAAGAGAGAUACCCUCAGCAUAUAUGCAUGGGACUUGAACGAUUGACUAAUCUGGCUCUUUCAGACGAAUUUCGUGAAUAUCAAAAGUUUCAACUUUCUCUUUGUGCUUCUGAGAUAUCUUUACAAAGUGGAAACCAGGUUGCCAGCGUAAAUCAUGCUAAAAGUGCUUCAAAGCUUUCUCUGCCUGAUGGGUAUCUCUUCUUUUCCCACUUGCAAUUAUGUCGUGCCUAUGCUGCAGAAGAUCACCGGGACCUCUUACGUGAAGAGUAUAUGAGAUGUUUGGAUCUGAGAACAGAUUAUCAUAUUGGUUUUACAUGUCUAAAAUAUAUUGAAUGUCUCUAUGAGCUACAAAGAGAUGGAAAUAUAAUUGAAUUGAUGUUUGAAGAAUGUUCAAAGGAUAUCAAGUAUUCAUCGAAUAUCUGGACGGCCAUAUUAAAAUUAGUCCAGGGCCUGAUUGCUGUUUGGAAUCAGGAUUUUCUUGGGGCCGAGGAGUUGUUUGCACAUGCUUGUUCAUUGAAUGGUUCUGAAAGCUGUCUGUUUUUGUGUCAUGGUGCCAUCUGUAUGGAACUAGCCAGACAGCAAUGCAACUCAGACUACUUGCUGCUUGCCGUUGGGAGUCUGAAGAAAGCUAGAGAUGUUUCUCUUUCCCCGAUACCGAUCCUGCAACUGUUGCUAGCACAAGCAGAAGCAAGCCUCGGAUAUAAAGGCCAAUGGGAACAUUACCUUAAGCUUGAAUGGUCGUCUUGGCCCCCAGAGAGGAGGCCCGCUGAGGUCUAUCUUCAAAUGCAUUUGCUUCUAAAAUCUUCCGAAGAUGGAAGAAUGAAACAGUAUCAGAAAAAUCCUUUGAGAUGGAUUCUUCAAGCAAUACACAUGAAUCCAUCUUGUUCAAGAUAUUGGAAAGCUUUACAGAAUUCGUGAUUAGUACCUUGAUUCUAGCUAUAUGUUUUCUUAUGUUUGUUUUGAGGAACUACCAUCUUCUGGUAACCUUUUAUGGCAUCAAUCUGUAACGUUUAUCAAAUGUACAAUCAAUACUACGAAAUUUGAGUUUAGAGAAAACAUGGCAUUGGAAUACGCGGUGUUUUGGAAAGGAAAUGAGAAUGUAACAUUGUCGUUGAACAAUGCUUAAAACUAUGACCAUUGCAGUUGAAAAUCUUGGUCUGAGGUAGACGAACGGUGCAAAAAAGAAUGGCAACAAGUAGCAUAUCCCGAAAGGAGUAACAUGAAGAGCUAGUAACUCGAAACAAUACAUAUAAACAGAUAUUCAGACAACAUCUUUAACAUAUAAAAGCAAGAACUAACGCAACAGCUCAUUUCGGUUGGUAGUUUAUUUUGAUUUUUGACAAAAGAAAGCCUGCAGCAUAUUUAUUAAACUCAAAGUGUACAGAGAACAUUGUUGACAGUUCUCUUGGCAAUUGUUAGUUGUUAGUACAUGUAAAGUAUCCAUAGUGACAGAAGAUACGUUAUUAUCUAACAAUGUACUCUUUAUGUUCGUUACUCCCACAUAUUUCGGAACUCUUUUGUCUUCACUAAA
This is a messenger RNA of Erigeron canadensis, 4402 nucleotides long. Its product is annotated as tetratricopeptide repeat protein SKI3. The coding region runs from base 175 to 3789 and encodes 1204 amino acids. NCBI's taxonomy places the organism in Eukaryota, Viridiplantae, Streptophyta, Magnoliopsida, Asterales, Asteraceae. The record is from RefSeq and is a predicted model, not a curated record. The transcript has 21 exons. Gene Ontology annotation, molecular function: protein binding. Gene Ontology annotation, cellular component: Ski complex.